This is a messenger RNA of Periophthalmus magnuspinnatus, 1183 nucleotides long. It is a transcript of the gene snx12, whose product is annotated as sorting nexin 12. NCBI's taxonomy places the organism in Eukaryota, Metazoa, Chordata, Actinopteri, Gobiiformes, Gobiidae. Gene Ontology annotation, molecular function: phosphatidylinositol-3-phosphate binding. The record is from RefSeq and is a predicted model, not a curated record. Gene Ontology annotation, cellular component: early endosome membrane; retromer complex. Gene Ontology annotation, biological process: endocytic recycling; late endosome to Golgi transport. The transcript has 5 exons. The coding region runs from base 214 to 702 and encodes 162 amino acids.
GGGUGGCGCUAUAUGAGUCCCGCUUGAUAAGAGAAGGGCAGGGCGCUCGGCAGUGGCCCCUGUGAGAACAGCUACACUACAGAGCCACUUCCUUAGCUAGCCCGCUGUGGUUUCACAAUCUAUUAAUGUCUUCCGAUGAAAGUUAAGAUUCUGCCGCGCAUUUAGUUGGUUUUGCGCUGAUUAUCUGCAGCUCGUCUCCAAACAUUAACCAAAAUGUCGCAGCCUGCGGUGGCCGACACUCGCCGGUUGAACUCCAAGCCCCAGGACCUCACGGAUGCCUACGGCCCCCCCAGCAAUUUUUUGGAAAUAGACGUGUAUGAUCCACAAACCCUGGGAGUGGGACGAACCCGAUACACUGUAUACAAAGUCCGCAUGCGGACAAACCUUCCCAUUUUUAAACUGAAGGAUUCCUGUGUGACAAGAAGAUACAGUGACUUCGAGUGGUUAAAAACUGAGCUGGAAAGAGACAGUAAGAUUGUAGUGCCACCGCUGCCCGGGAAAGCUCUGAAGAGACAGCUGCCAUUCCGUGGAGAUGAGGGCAUUUUUGAGGACUCCUUCAUUGAGGAGCGGCGAGUGGGUUUGGAGCAGUUCAUCAACAGAAUUGCCGGUCACCCUUUGGCCCAGAAUGAGCGCUGUCUGCAUAUGUUUCUUCAGGAAGCGACCAUUGACCGAAACUACAUUCCCGGAAAAGUACGACACUAGGGUGAAGCAGACGGCUGGGCCUGCGCUUUGUACAUUAUAUUUCUACAUCUCUCCAUUUUAAACUUGUGGGGAAAAAAACAGUAUAUCAACAGAGAAAAGAUUAGACAAAUGCAAUGUGUACAUGUGUUUUUCAACCAUUCCACGUUUUGAUUUAAUCUGUGAGAAUCUGUAUCCCAAAAACACUCAUUCUUAGAUAUGAUUUCUUAUUAUUGUCUUUUUAUUUGAUUAUAUAUCCCUACAGAAUAAUGGACAAUAGCCACAUGUAGCGUUCUGCAGUUACUGAUCUGUUACGUUUCAAUGCAGUGAAUCAUAGAAUUAGCUGCGAAUGAUCAAACGUCAUGAUUUUCUUUUGUCAAUUUUGGACCAUAAAUGCUCAUAUUUAAGCACUGUGACAAAACUUACUUAAAAUAAAAUCUGCAUUCCUUUUUGUUUUUAAUCUGACCAUUCUUAGUCCAUGUUCUAUUGUCUUUCUCUCGUUAAA